This is a messenger RNA of Rhizophagus irregularis DAOM 181602=DAOM 197198, 1590 nucleotides long. RefSeq lists its product as uncharacterized. The record is from RefSeq and is a predicted model, not a curated record. Lineage: Eukaryota; Fungi; Glomeromycota; Glomeromycetes; Glomerales; Glomeraceae. Gene Ontology annotation, molecular function: protein binding.
AUGACUUUACCUUAUUUACCAGAUGAUUGUAUUUAUUACAUUUUACAACACCUUCAAAAUGAUCGUUCGACUUUAUUUAAUUGUUUACUAGUUAAUCGAUUUUGGUGUAAAUCAACGAUUCCUUUACUUUAUGCAAAUCCUUUCGUAAAUAUAACAGAAAAAAAUUAUCCGAUAAUCUUGACCUUAAUUUUUUGCUUUAAUAAAGCGGAAAUUUUACAAUUAAAGAAUCAACUAGGACCAAGUCAGAUUAAUAAUAUUAAUUUUGAUAAAGAAUACAAACCAUUAUUUGAAUAUCCAAAAUAUCUAGAAAAUUAUAAUCAUUUUACAAUAAAUUCCGUUAUUAAUAGAUGUUUUGUAGGAUAUUGUUCAGAUUUAUCAAUUUCUCAAAACAAAAUAUAUGAUGAUAUUAUUCCAAUAUUUCAUAAAUCAAUUUUACGCCAAAGUAGAAACAUUAAACAAAUAGAUAUUUUAUUACACUUAUUUUAUAAAGAAAGUUUUAAAAACUUUAAUAUUAAAAAUUUCACUUCAAAUUUAACAAAAUUAAAUUCAUUAUCAUUAACUUUUCAUUUAAAUGGAACUUUUAUUAAUAAUGAAAUCGAACAAGAAUUUUUAAGUAAUAUAGCAAGAAAUUUGAGAAAAUUAAUAAUUAAUCUUCCUCGAACCCAAAGAUCAUUGUUUCAACAUGGCACAUCCAAUAAUUUGAUCAACACUACCACUAUGGAAAAGCUUUGCACAAUUAUUCAAAAGCAAAACAAACUUAAAAUAUUUAAGAUAAUGAAUUGUCAUUCAUUAUUAAAUGAUAUUCUUUUAUCUUUGGAAUUUCAAAAGCAUUCUUUAGCUCAUAUUGAAUUUACAAAAUGUGACUUCAAUAUUGUUAGUUUAAAAAGUUUUAGUAAUUUAUAUAAUUUAAAAUAUUUAACGUUUGAAAGUUGUAAAGGUACUAUAUUAUUAGAUCAAUGUGAAAUUUUAAAUUUUGCUUCACUUAAGCUCAAGGAACUAUCAUUUAAACGUAAUAAUUGGAACGUUGACGUCACAUCAUUAAUGAUCAAAUAUUUAGGUGAAUCAUUACAAAGAUUAAUAUUAAUCGAAAAUCUAACAAUACCUGUCGUUGAAAAUAUAUCAAUGUAUUGUCCAAAUCUUGUUUUUUUAAGAAUAAGAAUUGAUAACAGUUUCAAUUUAUUAGUGUUACCUUAUUUAAAAAAUUUAAGAAUAAGUAUAUUAAAUAUUAAUAUUUCUUAUUAUAAUUCUAAUAAUGUUAAUGAAAUUUUUAUAAAUUUAGCAAAUAAUAUACCUAUUAACAUUAGUAAAAUUUCUAUUUAUUCUUGUAAUUUUAAUAAGUUUGGGGAAUUUUUAAAGAAUUGUCAUAAUAAUUUUGAAAUAAUUAAUUUAAAUCAUAUUAUUGAAUUAGAAUUUCUUAAAAUUAUUUUAAAUUAUAUUGAAAGAAGUAACAAUAGUUUGAAGAUUUUUGGUAUGGCGGGAUUGAGCAAAGAAUUGAAUGAUGAGGAAUUAAAAUUAUUGGAUCAAAUUAAAGCUAAAGGAGUUAAAAUUGUGGAAUUUUAUAGCUUUUAUAAUUUUUAUAAUUAUGUAUAA